Cydia strobilella is the source of this 2817-nucleotide messenger RNA. RefSeq lists its product as uncharacterized. The transcript is spliced from 11 exons. Bases 420 to 2726 code for a protein of 768 amino acids. Lineage: Eukaryota; Metazoa; Arthropoda; Insecta; Lepidoptera; Tortricidae. Gene Ontology annotation, cellular component: membrane. The record is from RefSeq and is a predicted model, not a curated record.
UGCAAACUUUCCAACCGCGCACGCGCGCAAUUCAACGCGAUAAACGCCGCGCCCGCGACGUUCGCUAUACCUACGAAAUUUAUUUACGUUUCUUAAAAAAAUAACAACAAUCAAAACCAUGUUAAAUGAAUCUCAACAUUUAUGAAUCCGUGCAGAAACCCUCGAGUUAUCCGUGAAGAUAGUUACAGAACAUUUCCUUCAGUGUGAAAAUAGUUAUUGCGUUGUUGUAUGAUAAGGUUUCCUAAUUUUAAACUACGGUUCUCAAACUGCGUGAAGUCUGCUUUAAUGUGCGACCACAACAGAUCAAGCUUACAUGAGGGACGUCGGUUGACGAAGAACAGUGGAGGCUCGCCUCCUGUGGAAAUAAGAUUUACGACACAUUUCUGUUCAAACUACUUAUAAUAAUUCAAUAUUUCAACAUGAAGUUCGUACGCUCGUUCUUUAAACGGAUCACCGACGAUCUCAAACAAAAGAAAUUGAUACCUCUCAAAAUAUUAUUUUUCGUUCAUGCUUCAACACUGUUCGUGCUGUACCCGUACUUGACGAUCCACAUGCGCGAGCUGGGCAUCAACGUGGAGGAGACGGCCAUCAUGUCGGCCGUGACGCCCGUCGUGGCCAUCGUGUUGCCGCCGCUCGCCGGCAUGCUGGCGGAUAAGAUUGGCAAUUUCAGGCUGCUGUUGGCGUUGUCGUCGGCGCUGGGCGGCGCGUCGGCGCUGCUGCUGCUGGCGGUGCCGGUGGGGCGCAUCACGGUGACGUUCCCGCCCGCCGUGGAACUGCUGGCCAGCUGCGACGCUGACGCGCUGCGGCUGCGGCACGUGCACGACCACCCCUGCCGCCCGCUGCACCCGUACGCCUACGACGUGAACCUUACGACCCUCUCGUGCGGUUUUGUAUGUGACCUCCCAUCUGAAAUGAUAAAAAACCAAACUGAUGAGAUGUCACACAUGCACUCGUACGUGAUACAACUGCAGUCGCCAGUCAGCUCGCAGCAGCUCGUCUACCGCCAUACGGUGUCCUCGUUCCUCAAGCCAAUGGCGCCUAAGAAGGACAAGAGCACAGCGAGAAUAUUAACCAAUGAUCCUUUAUUUAAUACAACUGCGACUUUGGUUCCACCUGAACAGAUAUUCUUCCCAGCGCCACAGCUCUAUAAAAUGGAAUGUAGUCAUGACUCGCAGAAUGCCUCAUGUUAUUUCGCCUGGGAUAGUUUUGCGUCAGAACAGAAGGAAGUAAAUGAUGAGAGUAAUUUUCGAAUCAGGAUAUCACACGACGCCCAGCAGGCUGAACUAGACGCGAGGAAAUACACUGUUAAAGCGAUUACAGCUUGGGAGAGUCAAUCAGAAUUCGUAAAAGAUGUCAGUGGUAUUGAGAGUACGACAUGUGUUGACAGUUUGAGUAAGGGCUCUAGCGGUGUAUCGGUACGCGCGGGCGCGUUGCGUUUCCCUCGCUGCGCGGCGGCGUGCGCGGCUGCUGCGCCGCGCUCCAGCCUCUGCGAGAACACGCAGCAGCAGAAGGAUAUCGACCCCGCAUUCACCUUCUGGGCAUACCUCGCUGUUCGCGUGUCUAUUGGGAUCAUAGGAGGUACGGCGUUUGCGAUGUUCGAAGGCGCUGUGAUCGCCAUCGUGCGCGAGCAGCGCGCCGACUACGGGCUGCAGCGGGUAUACGGCAGCAUCGGCGGCAUGAUCUCCUCGCCGCUGUCCGGGGUGCUCAUCGACUACGCCAGUCGCGGCAAGGGCUACACCGAUUUCAGGCCCGCAUUCUACCUGUAUGCCGUGCUAAAGGUAUUGUCCGGGGCGCUGAUGCUGAGCAUCGACCUGGAAUUCAAGCAGCCCGCGCAGAACCUGCUCGACGAUGUCAUAUCCGUGUUCCGGAAUAUUGAGAUCGUAGCGCUCUUCAUAGCUUGCUUUAUCAUGGGCACCGCAUGGGGUUACAUCGAGAGCUUCCUCUUCUGGCUCCUCCAGGACUUGGGCGCAUCGCGCUCGCUCAUGGGCAUCACCAUCACCGUGGGGGGCGUGGCCGGCCUGCCGCUUCUAGUGCUGUCUGGGCCCAUCAUUCACCGCCUCGGACACGCAAAUGUGCUGUUUAUUGGAUUCGUCUUCUACGCUAUCAGGUUGCUCGGAUACUCGCUGAUCUACAACCCGUGGCUGUGCCUAGUGUUUGAGGCGCUGGAGUCCGUGACGUCAUCGCUGUCGUUCACCGCGGCCGUGACGUACGCCGCGCGGCUGUCGUCCACCACCACCGACACCUCCGUGCAGGGGCUGCUAGGUGGCAUCUAUUAUGGCGUCGGUAAAGGAGCCGGUAGUCUUAUCGGUGGUUAUCUCAUGAAGUUCUUCGGCACUAGGCCGACGUACCAAAUAUUCGCGUGCGCCACAUUUGUUACCGGAUGUAUUUAUUUCUUGUUCAACAAGUUCUACAUCGGAAAGAGCGCCAUGGGCGACGAGAACGACCUGUGCAAGAAAAAGCCCGCUAUUAUAGCCGACGUGGAAAACCGCGAUACUAACUUAGAAGCGGAUAAAGGAAAAGCGACACUAGAUGGCUCUGGCAAAACUGAUAUUAUUACAGAUGCGAACGUAACGAACGAUACGCCUAAAGUGUCCGACGAUCAGAAGACUAAUUUACCGCCCGACAACACAGAUGGCGGUAGCGACUCCGGAGUGGAAAACCCAGCUUAUACCGAAACGGAAAGCAUAUCGUGUAAUGCAAAGAAAAAUGACAGUAAAAUAGGAUAAUCAUGAGAUUUUAGGUAGGAUUCAAUUAAUGACCUAUAAAUUUAGUUUUAAGAGUUUUUAUUUUAAUUAAAUUAUUAUAAUUUAAUUAUUA